GAGAAGGUGGCAUCUACACAACAGAAGGGGAGUGGUUUUCCAGAGCUACAGAGAGCAGAGACCGAACACAGGAUGCUGCCCAGUUUUGAGUGGCUGUCUCACCAGCUGGGCCUGCCAAGACUGGAAUUGAGAGUUUCUUCAGCCUUGGUCCUGAUCUUCCUGACACUUAGCAUCUGGAUCCUGGGAAACGUCCUGAUCUUUCUCCACCAAUUCUAUAUCAAGACCCGCAAGCUUCGAUGCUUCCCUGAACCCCCCUUACGGAGCUGGUUUAAGGGCCAUGCAGGACUGAUCACACCCUCUGAGGAAGGCAUAAAGAAUGUUAUUAAGUUUGUCAGCACUUUCAGGGAGGUCUUUUUAUUAUGGGGUGGACCCUUCCACUCAAUUAUUUUCAUCUGUCACCCGGACUACCUCAGACCUAUCACCUCAGCUUCAGCCAAUAUUGUACCCAAGGACAAGCUUUUGUAUGGACUCCUCAAGCAUUGGCUGGGAGAUGGGCUGCUUGUGAGCAAAGGAGAGAAAUGGUUCCAGCGCCGGCGCCUGCUGACCCCAGCUUUUCACUUUGACAUCCUCAAACCCUACAUAAAGAUCUUCAACAAAACCACAGACAUCAUGCACAUGAAAUGGCAGCAUCAGUGUGUUGGGGGCAGCUUCCACCUGAACGUGUUUGAACACAUCAGCUUGAUGACACUGGACAGCUUGCAGAAAUGUGUCUUCAGCCAUGACAGCCGUUGUCAGGAGAAACCAAGUCCUUACAUCUCUGCCAUCUCGGAAUUAAGUGCCCUCGUGUCAAAACGCAACAUGGAGCCACUCCUAUACUUUGAUGCUAUAUACUUCCGCACCAGCCAGGGAAGGCAGUUUUCUAGGGCUUGCAAAGUUGUACAUAGCUUCACAGAUGCUGUCAUCCAAGCCCGGCGCCAAGUCCUUGCUGAACAAGGUACUGAGGCCUUCAUCAAAAAUAAGACCAAAGGAAAGACCAUGGACUUCAUAGAUGUUCUGCUGCUGGCCAAGGAUGAAGAUGGGAAGACUUUGUCAGACAAGGACAUUCGGGCUGAGGCUGACACCUUCAUGUUUGAGGGCCAUGACACAACAGCAAGUGGCCUCUCCUGGGCCCUCUACAACCUGGCCCACCACCAAGAAUACCAAGACCGCUGUCGUCAGGAAAUACAGGAGCUCCUGAGGGGUCGUCAGCCAGAGGAGAUUGAAUGGGAUGACCUGUCCCAGAUGCCUUUCCUGACCAUGUGUAUCAAGGAGAGCCUGAGGCUGCACCCACCAGUUGUUGUUAUUGCUCGUCAGUGCACCAAGGACAUCCAACUACCUGAUGGGCGCAUCAUCCCCGAAGGGUGUACUUGUUUGCUCAGCAUUUUUGGAAUCCACCACAAUCCAUCUGUGUGGCCCAACCCUGAGGUCUAUGACCCAUACCGCUUUGAGCCAGAAAAAAUCCAGAAGAUGUCACCUCUGGCAUUUAUCCCAUUCUCAGCUGGACCCAGGAACUGCAUUGGCCAGAACUUUGCCAUGUAUGAGAUGAAGGUUGUGCUGGCCCUCACUCUACUGCGAUUCCGAAUCCUCCCUGAUGACCAACCAGUCAAAAGGAAGCUAGAAGUGAUCCUCAGAACAGAGGAUGGGAUGUUCCUGAGGGCAGAGCCACUGCAGACGCACUUCCCAGAAGCCCCCAAGAAGUGAUGGAUGAGAAUUUCCUCAGGCUUGGGACAUGAAGGCCUGGAGUCUGCCAGUCCUUCAGUUACUCUUGUCUUGUUUGUGAAUCUUCAGAAUAAAAGGAAUUUAACUUGCAAA
Messenger RNA from Trichosurus vulpecula (common brushtail), 1791 nucleotides. RefSeq names its product leukotriene-B4 omega-hydroxylase 3-like. Lineage: Eukaryota; Metazoa; Chordata; Mammalia; Diprotodontia; Phalangeridae. The transcript has 13 exons. Gene Ontology annotation, molecular function: monooxygenase activity; iron ion binding; heme binding. The coding region runs from base 73 to 1680 and encodes 535 amino acids. The record is from RefSeq and is a predicted model, not a curated record.